AUGCUGAUCAUUGAAGCUCUUCUUCUCAUUUUAGCUGCUCUAGGACAGGAUCACAGCGCUGCUGCUGCUGAAGGAAAGAUAUAUCCAUUGGAUAUGGCACCGAAUUCUGUUGAUGAUCAAUAUGACGGUUGUAGAGAGAAAAUGGCAGACCUGGUGAAGACAAAAUAUCUGAAGGAGGAAAUCAAUAAGUCUUCUGAAUUUAAUGAUACUUGGCACGACGGUGAAAUUAACGCCAAGAACCCACAGGAUAAUUUGGAACAGAAUCAUUCAGUCGCUAUUUAUGUGUACUCUAACAACAAUUCUAAUGUAUUUCGUAAAUUCAAUAAUGCUGUCCGUAGUGAGAAACAAAAAUACAAAGAUGGGACAUUCACAUGGUAUUCACUUCACUUUCUGGUAACAGAUGCAAUACAGAUUCUGAAGAAAAGACAAAGCAAAUGCUAUUCAACUUAUCGCGGCACUACAGCUGAGUUUGACACGGAUGUUCUGAACAAAGAGGUUCGUUUCGGCUCAUUUACAUCCUCCUCUCUUGAUCGUAAGGUAGCAAAUGAUUUUGGACCGAAAUCUUGUUUUGAAAUCGAAACUUGUGAAGGUGCUGAUGUGAUCAAAUACUCCAAAUAUCCUGACCAGAAAGAGGUGCUUAUUCCCCCAUAUGAGAAGUUUAACGUCACUGCUGUCAAGACAAAAGGUCAGGAAGGUGCCUGGUGUGACAUUGUGUUCAAGUUGAAAAGCACUGGGAAAAUAAGUUACCUGAACUGUGGUGUUGAUGCAAAACUGGUACAGGACAGGGCCAAACUUUAAAUCUUCACUCAUUGUGUCUCUUUAAGUCAGACGUUGCUUUCAUUAUAAUGUUUGAUGGCUUCAUUAAUUCUUAAUUAUAAUCAUCUUUACCAUUUUUAAGUAAAUCAAUAAUGAAUUCUUCUGCUUUGUUAUUGUUUGAUCUUGUUUCCGUUUUCACAUGUAACUCUGUGUGUUGUGCUAGGGGAAAGUGAAUAGGCAAAAGCUUAUUGGCAACAUUUUAAUUACAUGUUAAUACUAUUGUACCAGCUCACAUGGUUCCCUGUAU
Rhinichthys klamathensis goyatoka is the source of this 1063-nucleotide messenger RNA. Its product is annotated as erythroblast NAD(P)(+)--arginine ADP-ribosyltransferase-like. Bases 1 to 798 code for a protein of 265 amino acids. Lineage: Eukaryota; Metazoa; Chordata; Actinopteri; Cypriniformes; Leuciscidae. Gene Ontology annotation, molecular function: NAD+-protein-arginine ADP-ribosyltransferase activity; NAD+ poly-ADP-ribosyltransferase activity. The transcript has 2 exons. The record is from RefSeq and is a predicted model, not a curated record.